AUGGCUAAAGAAGAAGACGAAGAAGUGUUCUCCUUUCCAACCCAACUAUCUCCUCUUGAUUUCAGUGGAUGUUCUGCGUUGAAUUGGCAGUAUGAUUUAGCAAUACAAGAGACUGCUUUUGAUGCUUUGCCUUUAAUGGAGAGCUUCCCUACCGAUCCUUUGUAUUCAUCACUCGAUCUUGUGCCAACUCCUAAUAUAAAUAUUCAAGAGGAUUACUUGUGUGGUUAUGGGAAUGGAUUUGGAGUUUGGAAUGAAGUGAUGAAUGAUGGAUUUGAGAUUGAGAACCAACAGCCAUUGUUGUUGGGAUACAAUAAUGAAGAGAUUGGUGAUGAGGAGAGUGUGAAAGAGAAAGAGGUUAGAAGGUGCAAGGUUGAUGAAAGGAGUAAUAAUUACAAGACGCUGUCUAGAAACACUAUAUCUCAGUACUUUUAUAUGCCCAUCACACAAGCUGCAAAGGAGCUUAAUGUUGGAUUGACACUGUUGAAGAAACGCUGUAGGGAGUUGGGCAUUAUGAGGUGGCCUCACCGGAAGUUGAUGAGCCUCCAAACCUUAAUCAAGAAUGUUCAGGAAUUGGGGAAGGAGAGUGGAGAUGGGGCAGAAGGGAAGUUGAGAAAGGCGAUAGGGAUAUUGGAGCAGGAGAGGAAGUUGUUGGAAGAAAUACCAGAUAUGCAGCUUGAGGACAAAACAAAGAGGCUGAGGCAAGCUUGUUUUAAGGCCAACUACAAGAGGAGGAAGCUAACGGGGAUGGUGGACUCUCAAUCCCAAUCUUCUUCUACCUCCAUUAAUGCAACUCCAAAUGCCACAUAUGUUUCUGAGUGCGCAAUUAGGGACGACGACGACGACGAAGAGUUGAAGUCUCUUUUGUCCGACUGUUUUUCUUCUACUAAUCAAAAUGAUAUGGGAUCGAAACUCUAUACUUGCUCUUCAUUUCUCCAUAUCAAAAUCACUCCAACGCCAAGGAAACAGCUCUUCAUUCCUCCAUAUGAAUAUCACUCCAACGCCAAGGAAACAGGAAAUGCAGAAAUUCUAGUCUACAAAAAUGAAAAUGCUGAUGCAAUUAUGAAUCCGCAACAUCAUUCCCUUUCUCUGGGUGCUUUCGGCUAG
This is a messenger RNA of Cornus florida, 1104 nucleotides long. RefSeq names its product protein RKD1-like. The record is from RefSeq and is a predicted model, not a curated record. NCBI's taxonomy places the organism in Eukaryota, Viridiplantae, Streptophyta, Magnoliopsida, Cornales, Cornaceae. Gene Ontology annotation, molecular function: DNA-binding transcription factor activity. The coding region runs from base 1 to 1104 and encodes 367 amino acids. The transcript has 5 exons.